UAACCUACUUCCUCCGCAAGUUUCUUUAAAUACCAUCCUCCAAACCUAAUAUCGUCGGCGCCCUCAUCACAUGACCACCGUCGUGGACGGCGGAGACGACGACGAAGAGAUCAAUCCGGUGACAAUGCUACUGCUAGGUGAUGAUGAUGAUGCUCUACAUAAAUCGGAAGCCGUUCCUACAUCGGUUCAACACCAAAGCUACCACCUUACGUCCGUCGAUUCCACCAUCGUAAUCCGGCAACUUCCGUCCCAAGGCCUCUCCUUCCAGCUCUGGCCGGCCGCCACCACUUUCGUCAACCUCCUCGACUGCUACAAGGCCUCUAAUACCGAUCCGUUAUCCACCGUUAUAACGAAUGUCAAAAGCCGUUCACGACUCCGCAUUCUGGAGCUAGGAUCCGGAACCGGCGUCGUUGGAAUCGCCGCCUCCGCCGUAUUAGGCGCUGACGUCACUGUGACGGACCUCCCUCACGUGCUGCCAAAUCUGAAAUUCAACGUCGACGCCAACUCCGUAGUAUUAGCCCCACGCGGCGGUCAAGUCCGCGUGGGGGCGCUGAGUUGGGGAAACAAAGAGGAAAUGGAAGCGAUUGGUCGGGAAUACGACUUGAUUAUCGGUUCAGACGUAGUAUAUCAUGAUAAUCUGUAUGAUCCUUUGCUUGAGACGUUAAGAUAUCUGUUUUUGGAUGGUGAGAAGGUGUUUUUGAUGGCUCAUUUGAGGCGGUGGAAGAAGGAAUCUGGAUUCUUCAAGAAAGCAAAGAAGUAUUUUCAGGUUGAAUUGAUCCAUGAAGAUGGUCCUUCAACUGCAUCGAGGACUGGUGUCGUUGUCUAUCGUUUUGCAAGGAAAGAUGCUGUUUUCAGAUGAUAUCCUUUUUAUUUCCUUUUAUGGAAAGAAAAUUUUGUGCAAUUCUCCUCCUCCUCGAUCUCUCUUUCCCUCAUGGAUCCAUCUAAUAAUACAUUCGAAUGCAA
Cynara cardunculus var. scolymus (artichoke) is the source of this 963-nucleotide messenger RNA. Its product is annotated as EEF1A lysine methyltransferase 3-like. NCBI's taxonomy places the organism in Eukaryota, Viridiplantae, Streptophyta, Magnoliopsida, Asterales, Asteraceae. The transcript has a single exon. The coding region runs from base 71 to 859 and encodes 262 amino acids. The record is from RefSeq and is a predicted model, not a curated record.